AAGUGAAGGCAGCGUGUGAGAGAAGUGGAGAUGCGCGGCGGAGAGCAGUUGUAGGGACAGCCUCGAGGAGUGGACUCUCUCGGAAUAGGAACAGGUCCGAAGCGCACUUUUCAACACCCCUCCCGUCAUCCGGCAACAAUAUGAUCCGCUCAAAUCUUAUGGACAUGCUUCAUUAUUCAAAGGACACUCGCAACGCAGCCCUGACGCACAGGACUUAACCGGCACCUCGCCAAUUUUUCAAACAAGAUCUGAAAUCGUCUCGUCUUCCCUUGCUGUCUGCAGAGCUUCUUGGUUGACAUCCGGAGCGGUUGGUUUGUCACAGGACCAGUGGCCAUCAGCGCUAGCAGCGGCAGAGCCAGAGGAGCAGUAGCGGCAGCAGCAGCGGUAGCAGGCUUAACGAAGCUAAGCACACUGUCACGCUGUCUGAGGGAGCACCCGCGCAGCACCGGCCCCCACCCGCCCGCCGUCUGAGGUGGUCGUCGGCAGUAGCCAGAGAGGAGUGACUGAGAGGGCCCACUCGAUCCUAACAGGCAGCUUCACUCCAGUAUGCUGUUGGCGUGUUAAGGAUGGAAGACUCGAGUUUGUGCCUUGGUGUGUCAUCAGGAGUGCCUGAUGCAGAAGCCCAUCUCAACAGUGCAGUUCUAAAUGGACGCUAUCCCAUCAGUCAGAAGCUUCACCAGCUCACUGCCCAACUAGGCCACGCCUUCCCCAACCUACACCGCCCGCAACCAAUUCCUGAGGAGAAGGCAGCUACACCUCUGGAUGAGAAAACCCACCACACUGCCCUGGCAAGUCAGCCAAUCAGCAGUCAGAUGGCACUUUUGGCCAAUCAGCUCAACCGAGACAUCGAUGCAGGUGCCUUAAGUGGGCUAAAUGGUCGGGUUGAUUUGCAGCAGUUCCUGAAUGGCCAGAAUUUGGGCAUAAUGUCCCAAAUGAAUGACAUCGAGGAUGAUGCCCGCAAGAACAGAAAGUAUCCCUGUCCACUGUGUGGCAAGCGCUUCCGCUUUAACAGCAUCUUGUCCCUGCAUAUGCGUACACAUACCGGAGAGAAGCCCUUUAAAUGCCCCUACUGUGACCACCGAGCUGCUCAGAAAGGCAACCUGAAGAUCCACCUCCGCACCCAUAAACUGGGCAACUUGGGGAAAGGGCGAGGCCGUGUGCGUGAGGAGAACAGGCUGCUCCAUGAGCUGGAGGAACGAGCUAUUCUCAGAGACAAACAGAUGAGAGGAAGUGGAAGUAUCAUCCCCACUCCCCCCACACCCCUCCUGGGUCUCAACAACAGCACCACCCAUCAGCCACAGCUCGGCUCAGCCUGUGGCCUGCUCCAGCCAUCGGGCCUGGGCACUCCAGAGACCCUGUCCCAGCCCUCCUCCUCACCAAAGCCCACCGGAGCUUUGGACGAUCAGCUGAACCCAGCCACAGGUUUCCGCUGUACCUUCUGCAAAGGCAAAUUUAAGAAGAAAGAAGAGCUGGAUCGUCAUAUCCGUAUACUCCACAAGCCCUACAAAUGUACUCUGUGUGAGUUUGCUGCCUCACAUGAAGAGGACCUGAUAAGUCAUGUUGAGAAGGCCCACAUCACCGCUGAGACUACACAGGGUGCGGGGUCAGGUGGAGCUGGAGGAACGCAGGUGGCCAAUGAGUUCCGCUGUGAUGUUUGUGGGCAGGUCUUCAGCCAGGCCUGGUUCCUGAAGGGCCAUAUGCGCAAACAUAAGGACUCUUUUGAACACUGCUGUCAGAUCUGUGGCCGUCGUUUCAAGGAACCCUGGUUUCUCAAGAACCAUAUGAAGGUGCAUCUGAACAAGCUUGCCAUCAAGAGUAAGCCCCCGCAGCCCAGUGAACAAGACAUGGCAGCAGUCAACAGUAUGGGCAAUCUGGCUCAGGAGGCCCAUGCUAACCUUUACUCUCGCUACAUCUCCUGCCUGCAAGGAGGCUUUCUUUCACCUGACAAGCAGGGCCUCAGUGAGCAACACCAAAUGCUGGCUAAAGCCGGAAUCGCUAUGAAAGAAAAAGAGAUGUUGGGAAAACUCCUGGGGCCGAUGGCAGCGGGCAUGGGCCACGGGCUGGAUGAGAAUGAAAAGCGUUCACUCCUCGGUUGUCUUAACCUGGUGCCCCCUCUCAAGUCCAGCUGUAUGGAGCGUCUUCAGGCUGCUGCAAAGGUGGCAGAGAUGGAUUCUCUCAAUAACUACCAGGCCUGGCAGCUGAUGGCUCGUGGCAUGGCUAUGGACAGAGCUUUCAUGCCCAAGGAGCAGCAUCCACACCAAAUGCACCCCGGGCAGGAGGAUGAGAAUAGUGGGUCUAUGGCCUAUUCUAAAGACAAACCAGACUACUCCAUGAUUGGUUCUACUGAUAGCUCCAAACAGAAGCUGUCUGAGGCCCUGCAAGGCUCCAAGCUCGGCAGCGGAGCUCUGAUGUCCAUGAAGGAAGAUGGCAGAGGCUUUGACAGUCACCGCGACCUUCUGUCACACCACGGUGCUGGAGAUGCACCUGCAGGCCUAGCUGGUUUAGGUGGCCCAAACUUAGACUUUGGCAUUUCCAACAUGAAGGAGAAACCCUCCGAGUGCCCUGACUGUGGCCGGGUCUUCCGCACCUACCACCAGAUGAUUGUCCACUCACGCAUCCACGGCAAGGACCGCAGGAGCAUGGAGGAGGCCCUGGACGAGCGCCGCGGGUCAGCCAGUGAUCCAGAGUCCCAGUCCAUUAGCCGAUCCACCACCCCCGGUUCCUCCAACGUCACCGAGGAGAGCGCCAUGGGAGGGGCCCACUCACAGACAGGCAGUGUCCAGGACGACAGCCCACACCCCUCGUCCCCAUCUUCAGAUGUUGGGGAGGACCUGGCGAAGGCGGCAGGGAACGCUCAGCCCCCCACCAUGGUUCCUGCCAACAACGCCCCAAACUCAGCGGUCGUAGUGCCCCAGCAUCGUGAGCGCGGCCUGGGAUCGUCCUCCAAGGAUUGCCCCUAUUGUGGGAAGUCCUUCCGCACCUCACAUCACCUCAAAGUCCAUCUACGGAUACAUACAGGAGAGAAACCCUACCGGUGCCCUCAUUGCGACUAUGCCGGGACCCAGUCUGCCAGUCUCAAAUACCACCUGGAGCGCCACCACCGCGAGCGCCAGAACGGGUCCGCCAGCUCAGGCCAGUCCAGCGGGCACAACUCUUCCAAUGACCAUAAAGACGACCACAGCAAGAACAGUGGAGGCAUCUUUGCUCGCCCAGAUGUCCUGAGAAAUGUUUUUAAAGGCAUGCCCCCCAACCUCGACUUCAGGGGGGGACCACUGCUGCCACACCAAUGGGGCUCCGGCAGCAUGAUGUCACCACACGACCGGGACCGCAUCGACCGCCAUUUUGACUCCUCCUCCAAUGAUAACAUGAAGCCGACCGACGGACCCUCACCUCUGGUCUCAUCGGAGAACCCGGCCAGCUUCUCUGACCUGAGCCGGGCCUACCAAAGCAUGAUCGGAAACGGAGUCCAUUUCCAGGGUUCCCUCCAGGCCUUUAUGGACAACUUCGUCCUCAGCUCCAUGAAGAAGGACCACAAAGACAGCUCCAUCCAGCUUUCGGCCCAGCGCUACCAUGAUAACGGUGAGCCCAAAGCCAAGAGGGCCUCCAUUGAGCAAGACAGGGAAGAGAAAGCUGAUGGCAAGCCCAACACACAGCCUGGGAAACCUGGCUCCCAGUAUGAACCCUUGGACCUGUCUGUGUCUGUCCGGCCUGAGUCUGCCUCUGGGUCCAUUCCUGGUGCUACACUCACCAUCCAUGACAAUGUGGCUUGGCAUGGCUGUCUCUUCUGCUCCUUCUCCACUCCCUCUCUGGAGCUCAUGGCCCUGCACCUUCAAGCCAACCACCUGGGAAAGGGCCACCCACAGAGAUCCGAAUCAGGCAGAGAGGCUUCGCCCACCAUGACUGGCAAGAACAUGUUUGACAAAGACGACGAUGGAGAGAAAGGCCCCGGAGGCUGGAACAACCACGUGGACCAGCCGUACAACCCAUUCCAGAGUGAUUUCUACAGGCGCUUUGGAGGCCUGUAUGAUGGAUCCCCCAAGGGUAACCAAGGCCUGCAGGGGUAUGGUCCUUCAGCUGAGGAGGGUGAUCUUCCCAACCCUGGCUUUCCAACUGGAGAUGAAGAGAUGGGUGAGAGGGGCUCUUCUGGUAUAGCUGAAGAUGCUAGGUCAGAUGAGGACGGUGCUAAGACCCCCAAGAGACGACAGGCGAACCAUUCCGAUGAUGAACUUGAAGAUGGCCGAGGCAUGAACGACGAGGACGGAGACAGGAAUGAGAACGGUCAAAUGGAGGAGGACGAGGAGAGGAGUCCCAGAUCGGACCAUCUCCAGAAUCACAACAAACACGACAACCCAAGAAGUGGCGGCACUCUGGGGGGCAUGAACCCACUUUCCCUGAACCAAGGCCUUCCGUUGGACAAGCAGUGGCAGUCGGGCCUGGGUCUCUUGUCUCCGGGCAGUGCUCCACCUUCUGGACACCUGGAGCAACAGAUGAACAUGCUGUCAGUCCUGCGAGCCUACAGCAACGACAACAUCCCGGCGUUCAACGGCCUGGGAGGCGGUGCGGGAGGGGCGUCCGUGGGGGGAAUGAAGAGGCCAGAUGCAUCCGUGCAUCUGUGGGGAGGAGAGGACGACCAGCAACCCAUGGCCCAAGACCCCAACAACCACCUUAACAACAACUGCGAUCUCCCUAACAACCUCCCUAACAACAGUAACCUAGGCGACCCCGACGCUGUACACAAAGACUAACCACCCUCGGACCUGUGCAGAGGAGGAUGAGGAGGCUGGAGGUGAUGAUGAUGAUGAUGAAGGCUGGUGAAGUGAAGGAACACACUAUUGAAAAAAAACAAACAAACAAACAAAAAAAAAAAAACAUUAUUUAAAUCACACAUACUACCGUCAAUGUCCGAGGAGAGGAUGGAAAGUUGUGACUGGGGGACAGUUUCCGGGGGGACUCUUUUGUGCGCCGGACCUAUAGUGACUUUUGAAGGACACUAAAAAGUAACUGCAGCUUUUCUUUCUUGUUUCGUCUCCUGUGGUUUGGAUGCCCCCCCUCGUCUUUGCGGUUCUUCCUAUGAUACAAUGUUUUUAUUUUACUUUCUAGUGGCACUAUUCGAUUAGCACUUCACGUAUUAAACCCCACGAACUUUGAAACAUUCCUAGGACCCUUUUUCCUAUUUUCAAAACAUUUCAAAAUGCUGAUCAUGAAAACGGACUUGGGUAUCCACGGAAUUCCAUUGUAUUUGAAUUGAACUUGGAAUGUAUUAAAAAAGACUGUUGACCAAGACCAAGCACAUUGUGGCUUCUACUAUCUCCCAUUGAAAUGAAUGGACAGACGACAAUCUGCGCUCCGAUUCGGAAUCACAUGGAAUAGCUGGCAGUUUGCAUAACAAUAGCGAUGUUUAGCUUUUUGAUGAUGCUGUUAAGAUGAAGGAAAUGACUAUUGAAACUGCCCUACGUGUAAAUAGAGUGUUAUAACCAGGUCAAAGAUGGCCGCUAUCCGAUAUAUGAAGUCUUUCACUUGUACAUAGAGAGAUUUACGGUAGUGCAAAACAUACGAAGAAAACACAACGGAACAUUUUGAGUCAUCCGUGGAGAGAAGAAGUGACAGUAGUUUACACGGCCAAGUCGUCGAUAGAUAUCAACAAAAACAAAAGAUAAAAAAUCGUCUCAAAAAACGAAAAAUUGUUGGUUUCUUGGCCAUCGCUCAUGUCGAAAAAAACCUCAAGGACAUCUGUAAGAUACUGCCACCGUUCAUUGUUGCACAGUGUUACUGACUACUGAAAACUGGUUUGAUGUAUUUACUUUACGGAGAGAUCAAAAAAUGUCAAAAAACAAACAAAAAACUGGAAAAAUAUUGUGUAUAGCCUUAGAUACGAGUCAUCUGUUACCGCUUCUACGAAAAAAAAGCUAUGUAGUCGUGCUAGACCUUAGAACUUAGAAUUUUCUUUCUUUUUUUUUUUAUAUAUGUACUGUACAUUAAUGCCUUCUUCCAUGUAUCGAUCAACGAAAAAAUCGAAAAAAAUAUGACAAUCGUCUUCUGUGCUGCAAGCAUAUUCGCCCCCAUAUAUACAAACACCAUUUAUGCAUAGAGGGACUUCUUUCAAUGUUUUUUUGGGUUCUCUGAGGUAUUUUGCACUGUGACGGUAUUAUAAAUCCAACUUAUACAGUACAAAACUAGCUAACUAACUAAACUGAAGGUGUGUGUUUGUGCGUCCCUUUGGCAUUGUGAACGUCAUUUUUUGUGAGGAAAAAAAUAUUAAUAUUAAAAAAAGAAAAAAAUUCCAAUGCGGCGUGUAUAGUCCAAAUUUUCCACUUCUAUAAUAUUCUAUGUGGCUUUGACAAAUUGUUACGCCAUUUUAAUUUUUCAUUUUGUAUGCAAAUCCUCUGAUCUGCGAAUUCAACUUUUUUUUUUCUGCCGUAAAUAUCAUAUCUGAUUUAUAUAUAUAUAAAGACUAUCUAAUCAUUUCCGUAUGCCAAGAAGGGGAUUCCAUCUAAAGUAAUAGAGUGUAUUGUAACAAUGUGUUGGAAUGUGUAUGGAUGUAUGGGGUUCUGGAAAUAUAACGGUUUGACCAAUCUGAUCUGUCAACCUUUUACGGUAUUUUCCAGUUAAGAGAAUUAUGGCCAGAGUCUGUAUAGCUUGGGCUCUUUUUUCCAUCUCUAAACCAGCUAAAAUGAGCAUUCCACUCCUCAUGUUAUGUACAAAAGCGUCUUGUGAGCUCAACACUUUUCUGUUUUGCUGUAUUCUCAUGGCAGAUGCUUCGUUUUGUAACUACUGAA
Molecule: messenger RNA, 6776 nt
Organism: Periophthalmus magnuspinnatus
Lineage: Eukaryota; Metazoa; Chordata; Actinopteri; Gobiiformes; Gobiidae
Gene: znf536
Product: zinc finger protein 536
Exons: 8
Coding region: 567-4745 (1392 amino acids)
Biological process (GO): regulation of DNA-templated transcription
Cellular component (GO): nucleus
Molecular function (GO): RNA polymerase II cis-regulatory region sequence-specific DNA binding; DNA-binding transcription factor activity, RNA polymerase II-specific
Source: RefSeq, a predicted model, not a curated record